Molecule: messenger RNA, 1093 nt
Organism: Physella acuta
Lineage: Eukaryota; Metazoa; Mollusca; Gastropoda; Physidae
Product: calmodulin
Cellular component (GO): myosin II complex
Molecular function (GO): calcium ion binding
Source: RefSeq, a predicted model, not a curated record
CUGACGUUUAGCACUGGGUCGCUCCAAACAUUGGAUAUUAACAACACCGCUGGUUUCGCCACAUUCGACUUCAUAAAACUAACUUUAGAGAGCCCGUGUCCCCCCAGUGAGGCAGCACACAGAACCUCAAGAUGCCCAGAAAGUCUAUGGCAGAGUGGGAGGCGCUCUUCAAGGCCACAGAUAAGGACAAGAACGGUACCCUGGACAUCAACGAGCUGAGGCUGAUGCUCAAGUCCGCAAACUCCAACAUCACCGAGUCUCAGCUCGCUAAUAUGUUUGUCUACUUUGAGUCGACCAACGGGGACAAGAAAAUAACUUUGUCUGAAUUUAUUUCCGGGAUGCAGAAGCUUGAAGGCUUCAUCAAGACUCUAUCCACCCUGUUCACCAAGUUCGAUAAAGACAAGAACGGGUACCUGGACAAGAAGGAGCUGAAGAAGAUCAUCGACGCUUGCGGUCAGAAGUUCACGGACAUGGAGCUGGAUGAGAUCAUGAAGAAGAUGGACACCAGUCGGGAUGGGAAGAUCUCCCUGGCGGAGUUCCUUGACGCCAUGAUAUAGAGAGACUGGCUGUGGGGAGUGUCCCCAUUGGCUUGACCACACACAAUAAAAAAACAUAAACUCUUAGUUUGACCACACGCAAUAAAAAACAUAAACUUUUGGUUUGACCACACGCAAUAAAAACAUAAACUUUUGGUUUGACCACACACGAUAAAAACAUAAACUUUUGGUUUGACCACACGCAAUAAAAAACAAACUUUUGGUUUGACCACAUGCAAUAAAAACAUAAACUUUUGGUUUGACCACACGCAAUAAAAAAAACAUAAACUUUUAGUUUGACCACACGCAAUAAAAACAUAAACUUUUGGUUUGACCACACGCAAUAAAAAACAAACUUUUAGUUUGACCACACGCAAUAAAAAACAUAAACUUUUGGUUUGACCACACGCAAUAAAAAAAAACAUAAACUUUUAGUUUGACCACACGCAAUAAAAAACAUAAACUUUUGGUUUGACCACACGCAAUAAAAACAUAAACUUUUGGUUUGACCACACGCAAUAAAAAAAAAAACAUCAGUUUGUCGAAUGAUUAAAGCU